Messenger RNA from Meloidogyne enterolobii, 603 nucleotides. NCBI's taxonomy places the organism in Eukaryota, Metazoa, Nematoda, Chromadorea, Rhabditida, Meloidogynidae. The record is from the annotation of a GenBank genome assembly.
AUGAUCAGUCUAAGUGACUUAAUCACAGUACUACCCAUAUUUUUGCUUCAUUUUUGCUUUUUUGGCAUAGCAAAGGGUGAUAUUCAUUGUCCAAAAAUGCCAUCUGGAGUUGAUUUGUAUUGUGCAACUGCUUGUUGCAUUAGCAACGAGGGAAUUGGGCAUGGUUAUUACUGCUGCGACAGUCCAAAUGGGAUGUCGCCGACUACUCGUGUUGAACGCUUUGUGGCAGCAUAUUCUCCGGGCACCUUUCAGAUUGAUUAUACACUGUUGGUGUUGGGUCUGAUUAUUUCUAUUAUACUAUCAGUAUUAUUGUCGUUCUUCUGUUGCUUGCUAUGUAAUGGUUGUUGGCUUCAUAGGCGCAGGAAUCCACACAUGUACGAAAAUGUGAAUGAUGAUGGAUUUUAUCCCAUCUGUUGUGGUUUUGGGAUACCUAUGGGGACGGUUGUCUUCAGUACACAUCCACCUCAGUUUAGAGGAGAUGAAAUGUAUGGAGGAUCAUCACUUAGCGGUGCAAGUCGAGGACGCGUUCGUUUUAAUGAGGAUGGAACGCCGAGGGGCGUGCUUAAGAACGGGAACGGAAAUGAAACUUUUACACAACAUUGA